Messenger RNA from Medicago truncatula (barrel medic), 2168 nucleotides. Its product is annotated as probable pectinesterase/pectinesterase inhibitor 34. Gene Ontology annotation, biological process: cell wall modification. NCBI's taxonomy places the organism in Eukaryota, Viridiplantae, Streptophyta, Magnoliopsida, Fabales, Fabaceae. The transcript has 3 exons. Gene Ontology annotation, molecular function: pectinesterase activity; enzyme inhibitor activity. The coding region runs from base 154 to 1953 and encodes 599 amino acids. The record is from RefSeq and is a predicted model, not a curated record.
ACCCCUAACUAAGCACCGUCAUUUAUAUAAAAAGCUAUCAUUCAUUACACAUUACUCAUCACAACAAACUUCAUAAUUAGCAAACUACUACUACUUCUAUAAGUCCAUUACUUCCUCACUCUUAUUUUUUCACUUAACACUUCACACUUCACAAUGGAGUACGGAAGGUUAGGACUAUCCGACCCUGGUGGCUCGACACCCUCCCAACCUAUAAUAAACACUACCAAACCUAGAUCUUCAAAGAAGAAGAUCAUUUUCCUCUCACUCCUCGCCGUGUUACUAAUCAUCGCCUCCACUAUCUCUGCCGCAAUGCUCACCGGAAUCCACUCUCACACUACAUCCGAACCAAAAAACCCUACUCUCCGACGUAAUCCAACGCAAGCUAUCUCUAACACAUGCAGCAAAACUCGUUUUCCAUCACUCUGCAUCAACUACCUCCUCGAUUUCCCUGACUCUACUGGUGCAUCGGAGAAAGAUCUUGUUCACAUUUCACUCAACAUGACGCUACAGCAUCUCUCCAAAGCACUAUACACCUCCGCCUCUAUCUCCUCCACCGUUGGAAUCAACCCCUACAUCCGUGCCGCUUACACAGACUGUCUUGAACUACUAGACAAUUCCGUCGACGCUCUUGCUAGAGCACUCACCUCCGCCGUACCUUCCUCCUCCUCCAACGGUGCUGUUAAGCCUCUUACAUCAUCUUCCACUGAAGAUGUCCUCACGUGGCUGAGUGCUGCGCUCACUAACCAAGACACGUGCGCUGAGGGUUUUGCCGACACUUCCGGCGAUGUUAAGGAUCAGAUGACUAAUAACUUGAAAGACUUGUCGGAGCUUGUGAGUAAUUGUUUAGCCAUUUUCUCUGCCGGUGGUGGUGAUGAUUUCUCCGGCGUUCCGAUAGGGAACAGGAGAAGGUUAAUGACAAUGCCAGAACCGGAAGAUGAUUUUCCGGUAUGGUUGAAGAGAAGGGAAAGGAGAUUGUUGAGUUUGCCGGUGACGACGAUACAAGCUGAUGUGAUUGUUUCCAAAGACGGUAACGGAACGGUGAAAACUAUAUCGGAAGCUCUUAAGAAGAUACCUGAAUAUGGUAACCGACGAUUCAUUAUCUAUAUCAAACAAGGAAGGUACGAAGAGGACAAUUUAAAGGUGGGAAGGAAGAAAACUAAUGUUAUGAUCAUAGGAGACGGAAAGGGAAAGACAGUGAUCACAGGGGGGAAAAAUGUUAUGCAAAACUUGACAACAUUUCACACUGCUUCCUUUGCUGCUAGUGGUCCAGGUUUUAUUGCAAAAGACAUGACAUUUGAGAACUACGCCGGACCAGCAAAGCACCAAGCGGUGGCCCUCCGUGUCUCAUCGGACCAUGCGGUGGUUUACCGUUGCAACGUCAUCGGAUACCAAGACACAAUGUACGCACAUUCAAAUCGUCAAUUUUACCGUGAAUGUGACAUUUACGGUACGGUAGACUUCAUAUUUGGCAAUGCUGCAGUUGUUUUUCAAAACUGUAGCCUCUAUGCAAGAAAGCCUAUGCCCUACCAAAAAAACACCAUCACAGCCCAAAACAGAAAAGACCCAAAUCAGAACACUGGUAUAUCCAUCCACAACUGUAGGAUCCUAGCCACACAAGAUCUUGAAGCCUCCAAGGGAAAUUUCACAACAUAUCUUGGCCGUCCAUGGAAACUAUACUCUAGAACAGUGUACAUGUUAUCUUACAUGGGAGAUCAUGUACAUCCACGUGGAUGGUUAGAGUGGAAUACAACAUUUGCUUUAGACACUUUGUAUUAUGGUGAAUACAUGAAUUAUGGACCUGGUGGAGCUAUUGGGCAACGUGUAAAGUGGCCUGGGUAUCGGGUUAUUACAUCCACCGUGGAAGCAAAUAGAUUCACGGUGGCCCAAUUCAUAUCGGGGUCCACUUGGUUGCCCUCUACUGGGGUGGCAUAUGUAGCUGGCUUAUCCACUUGAAGUCUAUUCUGCUGCUGCAUGCAAGUAUAGAUAGAUGAUACAUUUCAUUGUUCAAAAGCACUAAUUUGAUUUGAUUUGCCCGUAUAAUUUUAUAGUACAUACUUUAUUUGGUAAUUGUACCAAAAACUACAUAUAUAGUUUUCGUCGGGCACAAUGCUUAUUUUUUCCAGUGAUAAUAAUGAGAAAAUAUAAGUUGUAAACGUUGUUUCAUAUAU